GCUCGGGCGACUUUCUCAUGCUAGGUUAGGUACCUCUCACCUAUUUUUGUAAUGGCCGGGAGAAAACGUGUAGCAUCCAAAAAUGCGACAAACCCGACAGCCUCUGGGUCCUCCCGACAGACAAGAUCUAGUGCGAGGCGCUCUAAUGUUCCGGACAUCUAUCAACAGAUGCUUGUCGAAGCCAAUGUCCAAUCCGAUGCGCCCUUACCAGAGCGACCCUUGAAGAGACGGCGAACCGGUCAGAAAAAUGAGGAACCAAUUAAGACACCACAUCCCCCGGAGGUAACGGCGAAGCCCGAAGAUAUAGACGAUGAAGAAGAUGUGCAGUUUGAGGAUGUGCCAUUACCAGCUGCCACCGUCCAGACGGUAUAUAGAGAUGAGGAUGACGAAGAGGAUGACGACGAUAUACAAUUCGAGGAUAUCGACUUCUUGGCACCUCCCCCGAACUUAGGCAAAGCAGAAGACGCCAAUAAAGAUAUUGUGCUUGACUUUUCAACGCAGACGGCUACGGGUUCUCGUAAGGCUGUUGAUAGGCGAAAGCCAAUCAGCAGGGCAGAAAAAGAUCGUCGAAUCGAAAUACAUAAGAUGCAUUUGCUCUGCUUGCUAGCUCAUGUUGCUCGUAGGAACCAGUGGUGCAAUGAUGCUGCCGUCCAAGAUACUUUGCGAGCGCUAUUGACCAAGAAAAUGGUCACGUAUCUCAAUCCGGGGACUCAUCUUACUCAGUUCGGACGAACACAAUCUCUCAAGGAAGGUCUAGAGAAAGUGGGAACCAUGUAUAAAACAAAAUUUCAGAUCACUGAGCGAGGACUUCGAAGGGCACUUUGGGUGGAGAAUGAAGAACAUCUUAAAGGGUACAAACUACCAGACGAUAUAGAAUCGUCCAGAGAAAAGCCGGAUUUUCGAAAAGCAGCGGAAUCCCUCAGCGGCUCGCGCGAUGUUGGCGCUCAAUUGUAUUGUGCGCUCCUCCGUAGCGCUGGGGUUGAAGCCAGGCUCGUGUGCUCCCUUCAACCGCUUGCUUUCGCUUCGGGGGGGCCUUCUUUAGGGAGACCACCAAAACCGGAAGGGAAAUUAUCCAUCGCAGCGCGAUACGCACAAAUGCAACAGAAUGCUGCAAACAACAACACGGUUGAAUCAUCAGCGGAGGUUGUUGAUCCAAUCCGCAGGCGUUUGGGGCACCCGAAUGCGAUGGCUUAUCAUGCUCCCACCAUGCAUACCCCUAGCUCAUCUCGUGAAGCUCUUUCUGCGCCUAAAAAGAUCCGGGAAUCCUCAUAUCCCAUCUACUGGGUUGAAAUUCUAGACGAAGCCCACCAGAAAUGGCAACCCGUCGACCCGUUGGUGACAGAUUCGUUUUGGAAACCCCAGAAAAUGGAGCCUCCGGCUUCUGAUAGAGAAAAUUGUAUGACCUACGUUGUUGCGUUUGAAGCUGACGGCACAGCAAAAGAUGUAACUCGCCGCUAUGCGAAAGCGUAUAAUGCGAAAACGAGAAAGAUGCGAAUUGAAAGUGCGGAGGCUACUGGCGCAAGAUGGUGGCGAAAGGUCCUUCGGACUUUCUCCCGUGGCUUCACUUCGGACCUGGACCAGAUCGAGGACAAUGAGUUAACAGCUACCGAGCUGCGGGAACCAAUGCCUCGCAACAUCGCCGACUUCAAGGAUCACCCGAUAUAUGCAUUGGAACGUCACUUCAGGCGGAACGAAGUACUCAUGCCUGGUGCUUCUGCGUCAGGCACUAUAGGGGCUGGUAGUAACGGCCCCUUAGAGAAGAUAUACAGGCGGAAAGAUAUACAGAUCGCUCGUAGCAGGGAGAAGUGGUAUCGAAUGGGUAGAGAGGUCCUCCCAAACGAGAUACCUGCUAAGUUCCUACCUAAACGUGCAAAGCAGAAGGCAGAUUCACUAGAUGAUGAGGAUGAUGAUCCUGGGGGGGAUGUUGGUACGCCUAUCUACACAUUCAACCAGACCGUGCAAUUCAAGCAUCCUCCGGUCGUCAACGGGAAAGUACCCAAGAACAAAUUUGGUAAUUUAGAUAUUUAUGUGCCCAGCAUGGUUCCGGAGGGCGGUGCCUACGUGGCUGACGAGCUCGGAGCUCGAGCCGCGUUCAUAUUAGGAGUUGAUUAUGCACCUGCUCUCACUGGUUUCCAAUUCAAGGGUAGACAAGGCACGGCGGUUUUAUACGGAGUGGUAGUCGCCGCAGAGCAUGAAGAGGCUGUCCGAGCUGUGAUUACAGGUCUUAAAGACCGGGAGGCCGAUAUGGAGAAAGAGCUGCGGACCCGCGAGGUUCUUAAGACUUGGAAAUUAUUCCUGAGGAGCCUCAGGGUUCGGCAACGGAUUUGGGAAGGCGUUGACUCGGAAGAAGAGGAAAGUCAUAAUCAAGAUACCGCGGACCAUGAUAAUGGGAGUGAAGCAGCAUUGCAGGAACACGACAUAGAGGACGCGGCGCAGCAAAGUGAUGACAGCGGUGAAGCUGGGGGUUUUAUGAUAGAUGACGAUUACGCCGGAGGUUUUUUCGUCGAUUGAUAAGUUAAGGGCCCAAUAGUUUAGGUAGGGGUUGUUGACAGAUCCGAGCCAACCCUUAACCAGCGUAGUCCGCCGAUCUCAAUCCUACACCUCGGUAUAAUAACGGGGCUACUAAGCAGCCGCAUUCCAGGGCUCACUACAAAGGGGAUUCGAAGUUGCGCAUCUUCCAUCAGGAGGGGGCGAUGUUUCUUGGAAACCUAAUUGUCCAUAUAAAGAGAUUUGGUAGAUGUCUCACUCGUCAUAUUUUGCGACUGGUUAUGUAUACGAUGACGCGUCAAUCAAUCCUGUACGGCUCAUUUAUUCGUUCUGCAGCGUAUCAUCAUCAUCAUCGUUAUAAUUAAGGUACCCAGAGUGCAUACAUAUACCUAUACCAUGCAUGGAGAUUCAGGUAUGUUUGCUGUUGGCUGCCUGCUGCCUGAUACGGGAAUCUGCAGCACUUUUUUUCCGUCGAAAUUGACG
This is a messenger RNA of Daldinia caldariorum, 2970 nucleotides long. Its product is annotated as Rad4-domain-containing protein. The coding region runs from base 52 to 2511 and encodes 819 amino acids. Gene Ontology annotation, molecular function: single-stranded DNA binding; damaged DNA binding. The record is from RefSeq and is a predicted model, not a curated record. Gene Ontology annotation, cellular component: XPC complex; nucleus; nucleotide-excision repair factor 2 complex. Gene Ontology annotation, biological process: nucleotide-excision repair; mismatch repair. Lineage: Eukaryota; Fungi; Ascomycota; Sordariomycetes; Xylariales; Hypoxylaceae. The transcript is spliced from 3 exons.